This is a messenger RNA of Alligator mississippiensis (American alligator), 1316 nucleotides long. RefSeq lists its product as uncharacterized. The transcript has 10 exons. NCBI's taxonomy places the organism in Eukaryota, Metazoa, Chordata, Crocodylia, Alligatoridae. The record is from RefSeq and is a predicted model, not a curated record. Bases 77 to 946 code for a protein of 289 amino acids.
AGAUGUGACUGGCACACUUGGUUCUUGUGGUUUAGCUUUUCACAUGUUUCUACCCUAGAUAUCAAAUGGUUUAACCAUGCUCAGCUACGUGAAAACCCUCAUGCUGAAUUGUUUCCUGUGGUUCCUGUGGUGCUUCACUAGAGGAGGUGCAUCACGCACCUGUCGGGCUCCCCGUCUCUGCUCCAAAAACUGCCGUGCUGUGCAUCAGAAGCCCCCACGGACCACUCAGCUUGCCCACAGCCCGUUCCCCUAUAUGACAGAUAAAUUCUCCAGACUUGAAAAUCACCAGCUUCCCAAGUCGCCACCUGCUUUUGGGCUCCCUUGGGCACGCCCAGGAAAGCUGCAGCCUCCGCCCUGCCAGACCAUUUUUGACACCUUCCCUGACAGAAGACCCCUUAAAAGAAUCUGGUACCCAGGCCUUGGAGGCACAGCCAUGGGUUUUCCUACCCAAAAGCCAUCCUUUCCUCUGCGGGCAACAGUGAAAGUCAAGAAAAGUGCACCCAGCUUCCAGGGAUGCCAGAGUGUGAGAGCUCGAGAGAUCCUCCACUUGCUGGAGAAUUCCAGCCCUCCACUGGUUUCCGAGAUAGAGUUCCACCUCUCUGUCUUUGUGGAGAAAAUGAAAAGGGCCCUGUGGAGAGAUUUGGAAGACCCUGCUUCACCAGCUGGUGUGAUAGCUCCUGAUGUACAGGAGCUCACAAAGGAGACCACAGCAUCUGCAGCAGUGAUCAAAGAUCUGAAAGGCUCCAAGGACAGCUCCUACCGAACUCUACCAUCCUCCCCCAACAGCACUAGCUCUCACAGGUCGAGCACAUGCAGUCUGGCACAGUUGGUAAGUGCCAACACCUGCUUGUCCAGCAUCACCUCUGAUCACUCCAGCUUCAUCUCCCAGAAUGCCAUGUACUCUAAGCUGCCUUCUCCGAUGCCUUCUGAUAUCACCAGUCAGUAAAUAACCACAUUUUCAAAAAUAUAAAAAACAUCUGGUGACAAUUAAUAAAACGUCAUGUACUACAAAACAAAGAGAAGCACAGAUGCAGUGACUGAACUAAAGAUGCUAAUCAACACAGAUGCUAUAUAUUCACAGUCAUAAAGCUACAUGAGCCAAAACGAUUAACAUCCAUAACUUCGAAUGGAGAUUGAAUUCCUAGCGUCUGUGCUCCCAAACUCUGGAACCCUCUUUCUUACAAUAUCAGACAUGCUACCUCCCUUACAAUUUUUAUAGCUAAAUUAAAUAUAUUUUAAACAAAGUUUUGAAUGGAUUUAUAUAAUGUAUUUCUGUAUUAUGUGUCUUGCUUUUUACCACUGAAUUGUUUUAGCUA